Molecule: messenger RNA, 6260 nt
Organism: Rhinolophus ferrumequinum (greater horseshoe bat)
Lineage: Eukaryota; Metazoa; Chordata; Mammalia; Chiroptera; Rhinolophidae
Gene: MLEC
Product: malectin
Exons: 5
Coding region: 174-1043 (289 amino acids)
Cellular component (GO): membrane
Molecular function (GO): carbohydrate binding
Source: RefSeq, a predicted model, not a curated record
GUUGUUCCAGAGGUGGGAGGCGGCACCCGUGGCUGAGAAGGAGGCCUGAGAGCGACAUGUCCCCGGCAGCUGAGGCAGAGCGGCCGGUGGCGCUGUUUCUCUGAGUCCGGGGCGGCCUGGAGGCCGGCUGAGGACGAGGGUCGGCGGAGGCUGCCCCCGCUGUGGUGGCCGCCAUGCUGGGGGCCCGGGCGGUUGAGGGAGCUACCGUGGAGCUCCUGCGACUGCUGCUGCUGCUGCUACUGCCGGCGCUCCCGGGGCCGGGGCUCGGCGUGGUCGGCUCUGUGGGGGCCGGGCUGCCCGAGAGCGUAAUUUGGGCCGUCAACGCGGGCGGCGAGGCGCAUGUGGACGUGCACGGGAUCCACUUUCGCAAGGACCCUUUGGAAGGCCGGGUGGGCCGAGCCUCCGACUAUGGCAUGAAACUACCAAUCCUGCGUUCCAACCCCGAGGACCAGAUCCUCUAUCAGACAGAGCGGUACAAUGAGGAGACCUUCGGCUAUGAAGUGCCCAUCAGGGAGGAGGGGGACUACGUGCUGGUGUUGAAAUUCGCCGAGGUCUACUUUGCACAGUCCCAGCAGAAGGUGUUUGAUGUGCGGCUGAAUGGCCACGUCGUGGUGAAGGACUUGGACAUCUUCGAUCGCGUCGGGCACAGCACAGCUCAUGAUGAAAUCAUUCCUAUGAGCAUCAGGAAGGGGAAGCUGAGCGUCCAGGGGGAGGUGUCCACCUUCACGGGCAAGCUCUACAUCGAGUUCGUCAAGGGGUACUAUGACAAUCCCAAAGUCUGCGCACUCUACAUCAUGGCUGGGACGGUGGACGAUGUACCAAAGCUGCAGCCUCAUCCAGGACUGGAGAAGAAAGAAGAGGAGGAAGAAGAAGAAGAAUACGAGGAAGGGUCUAAUCUCAAAAGACAGACCAAUAAGAACCGGGUGCAGUCAGGCCCUCGGACGCCCAACCCCUACGCCUCGGACAACAGCAGCCUCAUGUUCCCCAUCCUGGUGGCCUUCGGAGUCUUCAUCCCAACCCUCUUCUGCCUCUGCCGGCUGUGAGAACAAAUUACCAUCCUGCGCAGGGUGGAGGGGUGUGGGAAAGAAACUGAACAUGUUGGUUUGGUUUCUGUAGUUUUCACGGUGAUUCACAAAAACAAAGAAACAAACAAAGCCACAAAAUAAUUAAAGGAGAUCAAAAGAGGCAGAGUGAGUAGAGAGCAGCCCUCGUCCACCACCUGGUCCCAGACCUGCUUCAGUCCUAGACCUCUCUUUGUGGCUGGCCCCCAGCCAUCUCCUUCCUCCCUAGGGUACGUAGGGUAAACGGGGUCCUUCCUGUUCAAGGAUCCUCGUCUGUAUACCUAGUGGAAAGGACUUGGACCUCGGAGCAGAUACCUUUUUUUAGGUUAGAAAUUAACAGUGGAGAAAUGUCAUCUUAUUACCUGAGAAGACCAGCGCUGGGAGUUGGGUAUGUGCUGAAGUUCUAUGUCCAGAUACAUUUCCAGAUGUCCUGGGAUUGAGAGUAUGUGUGAAGAUGUAUAAUUUGUAUGAUAAAGAUGAAAAUGUAAGGGGGAUUUAGAAAAAGAAAGAAAAGUAGAUACUUCUUACUUGGAAGCCUUUCUGGUUUUCGCCCAAUGAUGUUCCACCUUAAGUGUUUGAGCUUUGUCAUUGCUUGUCUCCCUGACAUGUGCCAGUUAGAGGACUGUCUGGUAUCCAAGACGAUUAGUUUAUGUCAGGUCCUCUCAAGUUGCCUCUGACUUGUUACCACAACAAAUCAUUUUGAUUUCAGUGCCUGUUGGGGACUUGAUUUCCUCUCACUCCCUCCCUGUCUUCCCCCAGCCCCCCUCCCCCCCCCAAUCUGGCUCAUUUGAAAUCUCUUCUGUCUCUCAACCAUCCCACUCAAUUAUUGCCAAGAAGGGAAGGAGACGUGAGGACUUGGGGUUCCCUCUGCUUGAAUGUCUUAUCGUCUACCACCUCACAUUGAUGGUACCUCCCUCCCUGGAUCUGUGAGCCAGCAGCCAGGAGGACCUGACCCAGCAGUUCUUUUACUGGCCCCUUUGUAGGGUCUUGCUGCCAGGGGACAGGGAUGCUUUCCAGCCUGAAGCAACGGAACACUUGACCUUAAGAGUCUCUUCUGGUCUUUGGAUUGGAAAAGGCUUAUGUUAGCAUAACUUAAGAGCAACCUCAGAGACUUGAGCCCCACUAAGUGACUGACCACUGUUUAGAGUGUCUAGUAUAUGAUGUUCCUUUAUUCCUAUGUCCUUUUAUGUCACAGUUCAGCUGGUUUUGGGUUAUGCCUAGAACCGCCCCAAGGAACUAGACUGAUCGUAUCUGGCCCGGUGACACUGCUCCCUGAUCUUCUUAGUAUGUCUCUCUGUCCUUUCAUUUUCCCAUCCAAGCAGCAGUCGGGUUCUUGGCCGAAAGAUUUCCAGUCAGCCUGGUCCUGGCAGCGCUGAAGCCAACCUUAACGUCUGUCUGUCUGUCCUGAAUUCCCUGGAACAUUCUCUGCAGGAAAUGAAGCUUCCCUGUUCCCCUGCUUUCUGGUCACUGUCAUCCUUUUCCCAGCUACAAGGAACUUUGUAGACGCAAGGCAGCAGGAUUAGCUUCUGCUUGGGCCGGAGCAGGAUAAAAUCUCAGGCAAGGCCCAUUAUUUUUAGAAUGUUUAAUUUAGAAUUUGUCUUUGGAUAUGUUUUAUAGAGCUCCAUAUAUUUGAACUGCUUAUUAAAUGACAAAGUAAGUAGCCCUUGGGCUCAGGUCCUUUUGACUUUUAAAGAGUUUCUCCAGGCCAGCGUUUCGUCCUUUGAGAGUUGUAGCCCUCUAUUUUUGCUGUGACAUAGGCCUCGGUACUAGGGUAUUGAGUCAGGCAGCUGGACAGCUGUGGCCUGAGGCUGCAAUCAAGGAACUUUCUGGAGUGCUACACAAAGUUCCCUGCUUUAAAGGAGGACAUCCUGUAGCCUUGAUCCUGGGACCACCGGCCUGGGGCAGUGGACAUCCUGACUAUUAAUUGGGCUUCUGACAGUGGCUUCGGUUCCCAUUCCAUCACAACUCCCCAAAGCUGUAGGCCACUGCCAAUACAGUUGACAAGACGAGGAAGGAAGACUUGCUGCCCCCAUUCUGCCUUGUUUGUUAGUUUGCUUGGGUCUAAGGAAGGAGGGGUCCCCACUUCCUCACCUCACCCCAUCCCUUCAGUGACUCAGUCUCAGAAGGAAACUGUGGCUCCUGGGGCCAUUUCCUAAUGGUACUGUAAAGCCAAGUGGCUUUGCUUCUGCUGCUGUUUCCAAGCCCACCCUUUUCCCCGGAGCUCAGGGCUAGGGAUGGGCACUUUCCUCUUUGGUUAUGUCCCAAAGGAAGGAACAUCUUUCUAUGGCUCACAAAAACUGAAGGGGAAAUGAGGAAACAGGAAGAAGUAUGGUGGGGGCUGGGGUAGAGUCCCCUGGAGCCAAGCCCGCCCAGCCCACGAGCUGCCCAAGGCUGGUUACAGUUGGCUCAUGAUGCUGAACUUGAAAGCUUUUUUUUGUGUGUGUGUGUGGGGUGGGGCCGGGGAGGCUCCUCCCAGAUGAUAUAGGUACAUGAACUUUAGGUGUAAGGGGUGGGAGGGGGCACUCUUUAUUUUUAUUUUUGUAUUGUGUGCGUCAAGAAUUACUCUGUAGUUCAUCUUUGCUUUUUGCACUGUUCGUUCCCAUGCCUGUAUUUCGAGCUAGUGCUAGGACAGCGAGACUGCACCGUAGGGAGUUGGACUGGGGUUGGGGAAGUGAGGGGUGAUGCCAACUGGUCGGGGGGAAGGAGAGGCCUGGGCUCUCCUACUGGAUCCAUGCUCUGUCCUAGGGUUUCUAGAUCCCCCUGAGCCCAGCUGGCCAAAGCCAAAGCCAAUAGCCGAGGUGAAACUCCUUGUGCCAGAAGUGUGGCUUCGGUUGCUGCUGGGUGGACCACACAAAGGUGUGUGCUGUAGAGGGGCUAGGGGCCAGCUGGCCUCCAGUGGGACGUUUUCGGGCUUCACUCAUGCUGACUGAAACAUGGUACCAGGAAAUAACCUGUGGGACCCAUGUGCCCUAAACCAGAUCCAAUUUUUUCUGAAACAUCUCUGCUGUUGAGGAGAAGCUGCUCAGGGGACACCUUGAGUUCUGGUGACUUGAAAGAUGGUCCUCUGCAAGUGUCAGUGGUGUUCGACUCCCAGGAGAACCCUAGGCCCUGCAGGGCCACCUGUCGGUUUGAGAGAGCGUGAUCUUACUCUCAUGUUCUCCUUGUUUGCCUAAGAGAUCCUGGCCUGAGAUUGGGGAUCACAGGAGAGGUCACUUUAAAAAGGUGGGGUAAAGUUUGAGUUAAGUUUACCUUCCCCUUUCUGUGCCUGGCAACUGUUUAAUCCAGUUUCAGAUUGUGAUUUGACUUCUUUGUCUUUUUGGAGAAGCUUCUGUUUUAAGGAAUUUCUCUUCUUAUCCCGCUUCUACCCUCUCCUGGGAAGGCCUGGCCAUGGCUUCUAGAAUCUCAGUUGAACGUUAGAAAACAGCAGCAGUAUUUUCCCUUUCCUAGCACUUAUAUUCCUUUCCCUAGAAAACGGCUCACCUUGGGAAGCCCAGGGAAAGAAUCAGCAGGUUCUCUACCCUCCCUAGGGUUUGGGGAAGGACCCACCCUGGUCAGCACAGUGCCUUUUCCUCUCCUGCUCUGAGCCAGGGUGGGCAUUCCCUCUAGAUUCAGGUCUGGGCAGGGGUCUCUCAGUCCCUGCCACGGGGCUGCUUCCCCAUCCCUUCUCCCCUCCCCCCCCUUGGCUGGCCGGCUCCGACCUAAUUCAAGUGUCUUGCCUUGAGGAGCCUUAAUGGCAUCAAGUGGCAACAUGUAAUAUUGUCCUCCAUGCCUUUCCACGAGGCCUGAGGAGAGCAGGUGAGCUUUCCGCGCGAGAGACUAAUAGAUGCUCCUGUUUAAAAGAAGGGGGGUGGGGAGAUAUUCUUUGGGCCUCCUGCUGUGGCCCUGGGGGAAGAAGCCUGGGAUAAGGCUAAGUGACAGUGGAGCAGCAGAACCAGAAACUCCCAGGAUAUGUUCAGACAUCUCUGAAGAAAUCUGCUUCUCUUCUAUGGAAAGAUAUAAUUAGGUAUCAAAGAGCUCUAAGAAAAUUGCAAAGAAGCCUUAAAAUGUUCAAGCUUCAGAGAGCUCAGAGUAAUUUUUCCCUUUCAGUCCGAGCUGGGGCUCUUUCGGUAUUGAGACCUCUCCUGGGGCAAGAGGGCUAGAUUUCCUCGUAGGUUACAAGACUAGAUUGGCACCUGUGGGUCAGCUGCCCAGUGAGGGCGGGGUUCUUUCUUCUUUGUACAUGGGCGGCUUGCUGCUGAUCUGUUUGUCCCUCCUUGGCUGCCUUUUGGCUAGCCUGCUUUUAGGUCUCCAAAUCAUUUUGAUAAGAGCAGAUGACAUGGGGACUGGCUGGGUUGGCAGGAAAAGAGCCGGAUAGAUCUCUUGCGAUGGGUCUCCUCUCAGGAGUACAAAAGCAAGGAGCCAGGAUUGUGUUGGCAGCCAGGGAAACAGUAGUGCCUGUUAGAGUUGGCAGAGAGGGCCUUGGCACUUCUUGCAUCCCGCCAGUCUUGUGAGAUCGGGGGCACGUAGCACCAGGCAAUGCAGAACUCCAUUCUCACCCCGAUUUUGAGCGUCAGAGCUUUUCUUCAGUAUGAGAAAAAACAACAACAAACUGAACUGUGCUUUCCGUCCUUUCAAAGGACAGCUGUCGGGAAAGGAGAGCUGAGGUGCCAGGUGGGAGGGGAGAAUUGGCAGGGAGAGAUGGUACGGCAAAACCAGGAAUGAGACAUUCUUGAUUCCUCUCUUCCCUAGUGUGUCAUGAUCCAGGGAAUGAAAAGAAAUUUGACCCUGGGUGAGUUUCCUCCUCGGAUUUCUCUUCUACCAAGUUCUCCCACACUAGGACCAGCUAGCUGCCUGUUCUGAGGAGCUCAGGGCAGCCUCUUUGACCAUUAACCUGGCUUGUCAGGGAGCCAGCCCCGCCUCUCCACAGUGGGCUGGCUGCUCUAUUCUGUACCAAGUACUGGAGAAUAGUGUCAAGUUCUCAGUAGCCCUUUGCAGCUCCUACUCUAGAUUCCCAUCCUCUCCCUGCGGAGGUGAAACCAACUCUAUGUUUGUAGCCACAACAUGCAUUUACAACGGCACAGUGAGAUGUGAUUGAGGGGCUUUGAACCUGGCUGGCCCGGGAAAGCAGUAGGGGUGGAUAGAGCUGUCUUUCUUUCUGGGCUGUCUCCACCUGUCCCUACCCCUUCCAUGCCCCACCCUACUCCCACCAAAAAAAAAAAA